This is a messenger RNA of Phacochoerus africanus (Common warthog), 5574 nucleotides long. It is a transcript of the gene AREL1, whose product is annotated as apoptosis resistant E3 ubiquitin protein ligase 1. Gene Ontology annotation, biological process: negative regulation of apoptotic process; proteasome-mediated ubiquitin-dependent protein catabolic process; positive regulation of protein catabolic process. NCBI's taxonomy places the organism in Eukaryota, Metazoa, Chordata, Mammalia, Artiodactyla, Suidae. Gene Ontology annotation, molecular function: ubiquitin-protein transferase activity. The record is from RefSeq and is a predicted model, not a curated record.
GCCACUUUGGGGAACAGAAAAGCCCGAAGCCGGUUCCCAGCCGCGGCCGGGAUUUGUAUUGAAGUCUCUUGCGGGGAGGGUCGCGGCCUGGAUAUCUGCGGGUUCUGCCUCCACCUACCGGGUGGCAGAGCUGGGACCUCGCCGUGCUGCACCCACCUGCUCCGGUAACGUUUCUCUCCUCUUAUCACUCCAGCACAGGGCAGAGCCCAGAGGACUUGCCUGCACCAGAGUUCCAGAGAGAGGGAGGACAUGGGGUAGGAUCCCGAGAGAGCAGAACAGAUGCAUCCUUUGGCAGCUGAUUGCGCCCUGCACUAGAGAGAAGCCCAGGGAUGAUAUAUUUGGGGAUUAUAGUUCUCCACCCUGGAAUCCGUCCAGUUCAUUCGAGAAACACUGACCUUCUGCUUUUGUGACACACCCUCACUGGAGGUCUGAUGGACAGACACUUUCUCUUGACCUUGCAGCUGUUUUCUUUCAUGUGGAAGUUGGAAGACAAGGUGAAACUGGCCAGAAGUUACCUGUCUUGGUGAAUAGGAGUGCUCCUCUUGGUUCUCAGAACAUGGGCCCUCGUUUAAAGCUGCAGCUGUGAUCCUCGGCUGUCUGUUGGCAUUGAAGGGACCUGAUGUUUUACGUUAUUGGUGGCAUCACAGUGUCUGUGGUUGCGUUCUUCUUCACAAUUAAGUUCCUGUUUGAGCUCGCCGCACGUGUAGUCAGCUUCCUCCAGAAUGAGGAUCGUGAACGCCGAGGGGACCGGACUAUUUAUGACUACGUGCGGGGAAAUUACCUGGAUCCCCGGUCUUGCAAAGUCUCCUGGGAUUGGAAGGACCCCUAUGAGGUGGGCCACAGCAUGGCCUUCCGAGUGCAUUUAUUCUAUAAGAAUGGGCAGCCCUUCCCUGCACAUCGGCCUGUAGGACUAAGAGUUCACAUCUCCCAUGUUGAGCUAGCGGUGGAAAUUCCAGUGACCCAGGAAGUCCUCCAGGAGCCCAGUUCCAACGUGGUCAAGGUGGCCUUCACUGUGCGCAGGGCUGGGCGAUAUGAAAUCUCAGUGAAGCUUGGUGGAUUAAAUGUGGCCUACAGUCCCUACUAUAAGAUUUUUCAACCUGGAAUGGUGGUUCCUUCCAAGACCAAAAUCGUGUGCCAUUUUUCUACUCUUGUGUUAACCUGUGGGCAGCCACACACUCUUCAAAUAGUGCCCCGAGAUGAGUAUGACAACCCUACGAACAAUUCCACGUCCUUGAGAGAUGAGCACAAUUACAGUCUGUCCAUUCAUGAGCUCGGGCCUCAGGAAGAAGAGAGUGCUGGUGUCUCAUUUGAGAGGUCAGUGACCUCCAACCGGCAGACCUGCCAGGUGUUCUUGCGGCUCACCCUGCACUCCCGAGGCUGCUUCCAUGCCUGUAUUUCAUACCAAAAUCAGCCCAUCAAUAAUGGCGAAUUUGACAUUAUCGUCCUAAGUGAGAAUGAGAGGAAUAUUGUCGAACGCAAUGUGUCCACCUCAGGAGUGAGCAUUUACUUCGAGGCUUAUCUGUAUAAUGCUGCCAACUGUGCCAGCACGCCGUGGCACCUCCCGCCCAUGCACAUGAGCUCUGGCCAGCGCCGGCCCUCCACGGCUCUGGAGGAGGAAGAUGAAGAUUCACCCUCUGAGUGUCACACCCCUGAGAAGGUGAAGAAGCCGAAGAAGGUGUACUGCUAUGUGUCACCAAAGCAAUUCUCAGUGAAGGAGUUCUCUAAAAUCAUUCCCUGGCGCCUUUAUACCUUCCGAGUGUGCCCAGGAACAAAAUUUUCAUACCUUGGCCCUGACCCUGUGCAUAAGCUCCUCACGUUGGUGGUGGAUGAUGGCAUUCAACCUCCCGUGGAGCUCAGCUGUAAGGAAAGGAACAUCCUAGCGGCCACGUUCAUCCGCUCACUCCAUAAGAACAUAGGAGGCUCUGAGACCUUUCAGGACAAGGUGAACUUUUUCCAGCGAGAGCUUCGGCAGGUGCACAUGAAAAGACCACAUUCCAAAGUCACCCUGAAGGUCAGCAGACAUGCUCUGUUGGAAUCGUCUCUGAAAGCCACUCGGAAUUUCUCCAUCUCAGAUUGGAGUAAGAACUUUGAAGUGGUUUUUCAGGAUGAAGAAGCUCUGGACUGGGGAGGGCCUCGCCGGGAGUGGUUUGAGCUAAUCUGCAAAGCACUCUUUGACACCACCAAUCAGCUCUUCACCCGAUUCAGUGACACCAACCAAGCAUUAGUGCAUCCCAACCCUAAUCGCCCGGCUCACCUGCGCCUCAAGGUGUAUGAAUUUGCAGGGCGGCUGGUGGGCAAGUGUCUCUAUGAAUCCUCUCUGGGAGGCGCUUACAAGCAGUUGGUCCGCGCUCGCUUUACCCGUUCUUUCUUGGCCCAAAUCAUAGGACUGCGUAUGCACUACAAGUACUUUGAAACCGAUGACCCAGAAUUCUACAAGUCUAAAGUUUGUUUCAUCCUCAACAAUGACAUGAGUGAGAUGGAGCUGGUCUUUGCAGAAGAGAAAUACAACAAAUCUGGCCAAUUGGAUAAGGUUGUAGAACUUAUGACAGGUGGAGCUCAAACCCCAGUCACCAACGCAAAUAAAAUCUUCUAUUUAAAUCUGCUGGCCCAGUAUCGGCUGGCCAGUCAAGUGAAAGAGGAGGUGGAACAUUUCCUAAAAGGCCUGAAUGAAUUGGUCCCUGAGAACCUUUUGGCUAUUUUUGAUGAGAAUGAGCUAGAGCUGCUGAUGUGUGGGACUGGGGACAUCAGUGUGUCAGACUUCAAAGCCCAUGCAGUGGUCGUUGGUGGCUCAUGGCAUUUCAGAGAAAAAGUCAUGAGGUGGUUUUGGACGGUGGUUUCCAGUUUGACGCAAGAGGAGUUGGCUCGGCUGCUCCAGUUCACGACAGGCUCCUCCCAGCUCCCACCCGGAGGCUUUGCUGCCCUCUGUCCCUCGUUUCAGAUCAUCGCCGCCCCAACCCACAGCACACUACCAACAGCACACACGUGUUUCAACCAGCUGUGCCUCCCUACGUAUGACUCAUAUGAAGAGGUGCACAGGAUGCUGCAGCUGGCCAUCAGCGAGGGCUGCGAGGGCUUUGGCAUGCUCUGACCACUCUCCUGCCAUCCGCUUGGCUCCCGUGCUUUCUGGAGCAUCCAGGUGCACAUAACAGACCUAACCACUGGCCCUCACACACACAUAACCAUCAGCCAGAAGCUGCUGCAUGCUCCCCAGUGUCUGGAGUGUUUGGUCACCUACAAGCCUUGUCCUUCCCUCGCCCCCUCCCUUCCCAUCUCCCCCACCGGCCACUUUGGCAGGUACGUAAUCGGAACUACCCGCUCAGUCAGAGAGGAGGCCAUGCUGCAGUAAUCGCACCUGCUUCUUAGGAGAUCUCAGUAACGGGAGCCGCCUCGGUAGCUGAGCGAGAUCACACCAAGGGCUUGGCUUUCUUGUUGAGCGGGUGUCCUCGCCUUGCGCAGCCUCCUCUGCUGAUGCUCCUUGGAGGUCCCCUCUGUGGCCCUCCCUACUUGACCUGAGGUCCGUGAGUCCUCAUCGCAGGCGGGUGAUUGCCUCUUCCCGCCAGGAGAAGCACAGAUAGGAAGCGGCCCACAGGAGCAGGCUUCAGUCUCGUCCCCCGGCUUGACCGGAAGCCCCAGCUAUGGCACUGGCCUGCCUCUGAUGGUGACCAAUAGCACAAAAGGAUCCUUUUCUGUGACGUCUAGAACUGGAAAAGGAGCUUUCCUUGCACGUGUUUCUGGAAAUGAUCAUUAAUCCAUCAAGAGGACCUCUCUAAUAAGCUUUUCCUCGAGUGGGAGCCAGUGAGACAAACAGACAGACCUAAGAAUGUGAAAGGUAGCCGGGCCGUUGCCUCCAGUGCUGAAUGAGAUUCUCCUUUGGGGUUCUGGGGCGUGUCUGGGCAGGCGGCUGGCUUGAAGACUACUGACGCUUGUCCCUGACUUGGUUCUUUACACUGACGGGUGGCUGGGCCUAGCCACUUCCUUCCAGGUUACACAGUCUGCUAGGAGCUGGGGAUUCUUUAGGUUUCUACCGAAGAAAAUUUUGGAGCAAGAGACGGGGACAGAGCAAUAGCACGCCGCUGAUCCCUAGUUCUCUGUGCUUGCUGUUCUUCAGCAGCACUAGGGCAAGCGACAAGGAAUCGGUCAUUGAAUACUUGUCACAGGUCCUUAGGAUCAGGACACGGGGACCACACAGGCAGGAGAUAUGUCAGACCAUAAACACUUAGCUGUUCCAGUUACUUCCGGUCACUCCAUCGGUUACCAGCAAGGGAUUUAAGGAGGAAGGAAGAUAUAUUGGGUGCAUCGUUAUGUGAUGAUCGAAGAGAACCUGCAGCUGCUUGUUGGAAGAUGACAACCACCUUUUUCAUUCCAAUGUGAAUGAAAACAUUUUCAAGCCUCAAAAUCUCAUCAGUUUUCCAAAUUUCUAAGAAGGCUUUGCUACAAGCUACCAUGCCCAACGAGGCAUUCAACUCAGAAUAUUACAAGCCAUCUUUAUUGCCAAAACCAGCAAGUACAAAGAGUCCAGAGAUGAGGCGGGACUUGUGGCAGUGCCUUGGCCUCCUGGAAGCACGUCUGAGCCCUCCUGUUCCCAGGGAUCUCGAGGAACAAGCACUCCUGAGCUGCUACAGUUCCUGCCUGACCUCACUCCUUCGCAGUUGUCAUUUGUCCUUCUUGGCAUGGGUGCUGACCUCACUCACCCUUGGGGUCUGGGAUCCAGCAUCAGGGCCUCUAUACCCCAGGGUCCUCCAUGCCACACAUGGUCACUGCUCUCCUCAGGGACCAGGACAAGGUGCUGCCGCCUGCCCCGGUGGUUUCCCAUGGGAUAUGUACAGACAGGUUUCAUCAUCCCCCCUGGGAAACAAUGGUGCCCCUCAGGCCCGGAGAGGGGUUUCCAGCUGGGGGCGUGUGGGCUGCUGCUGCUGUCUUUGGCCGUUGUUCCUCUUCUGGAUUCUGCAUUCUCCCCUCCAGAGACUGAUGCUGGAGCUUGAAUUGAUUUCCUUGGCUAGAUCUGUCAUUUUAGGUUCUAGUCAUAGCACUUUUCAGAGCAUCCUGGGUACCACUGCAGCACAGCUGCAUCCUGUGGUGGUCGUUAGCCCCGGGGUCUUUGUUUCGCAAAAUCCUUUGGUACUGUUGUGGUUUUCUAUUCUUCCCGUUUACUCUCUUUCUCCUAACUCUGUUCAAAAGUAUCUUAGCUCUUUUGGCCUUUCCUUUGACCUUUUUCCCUAAUCCUGCUUUGGAAUGAGCCAGUACGGGGAAAGGCACACCAUGUCGGAGAGAAGGAAGAGUGUCUGUUGCUUCUUGAGGGUUUUCUAUUUACCUUUCUUAUGUUGGCCAGUUCUUUUAUUUAUGCCCUUGUGGCCCAGGUACUUGGGGCGGGGGGCGCAGCUAACCUCCUGGCUUUUCAGUGUCUUUGAAGGAGACCAGGCACCAAGUGAACACCAUGGAGAACGUCGGUGUGUUUCUAGAACUUCAGCGGAGACCAAGCCCUGCUGCAAAUUUGUCAGGCCAGGCAAAAGGGCCAGACAGUUGCAGCGAUAGUGUAAAUAUUUUGUACAGUAAAUAAAUGAAUGUUUAAAAGGA